AUGAUCCCACGGUGGCUGCUGCUCACACUGAGCCUGCUGCUGGUAUGGGCAUCGCAUCCAGCAGCGGCAAAGGGAAACGAACCGAAGGUCGUGACCCAUGAACUCAACGAUGUGCCCACAGAUUUGUUCUACUUCCGCGGCACAAAUACCAUCCUCUACCGCGACAAAACUUCCCUCACCGCACAUGUCUCCUUUGAUGGUGGCGAGAAAUGGGAGACCGUCAAGGGCAGGGAUGGAACCAUGGAAGGCGUUGUCGAGUUGAUCUGGAACCAUCCAUUCGACGCCCACCGCGCGUACAUCCUCGGCCAGAAUGGCAAGCACUGGAUCACGACCGACCAGGCCAAGACAUGGAAACCUUUCCAGGUGGAUGUAAUGCCGUUCGCGUCGAUGCGCUCGUCCCUGUUGGAGUUCAAUGGUUGGGAUCCGAAAAAGGUCAUAUUCAUGGGUCUCGACUGCACCAUCCUUGGCUGCACGCCCCAGGCGUAUUAUACCGUCGACGACUUCGAAAAUGUUCAGCCCUUGCGCGACAUGACUCUCCAGUGUAUGUGGGCCGCGAGCCGCCCGCAGUUUGCGUGGGACUUAGAAAUGCCGAAAUCGACAGGAGACCGGAUCAUGUGUGUUGUCCCUGGGUUGAAGGGGCCGUUUGAGAAUACACAUACAGAACGGUUGAUAUAUUCCGACAAAUUUUUCAAAGAUGAUGUGGAGGGCAUCGAGGCAAAAUUGGACCAUGGCAAACCGCUGAGCGGCAUUAGUCUUCAGAUCCGCUCUGUAACUAAGUAUAUCGUGGCGCGCCUUCAAUCGCGCGGUACGCAGGAGCAGGCUUUGUAUGUCAGUGACGACUCGAUUGUGUGGCAUCGCGCGGAGUUUGGCAAGCACCGCAUUGAAGAGGAUGCCUACACUAUCUUAAAAAGCACCAACUAUAGCAUCCAGAUCGACGUGCAAACUACCUGGCGUGAUAACCGGAUGGGUAGUCUUUUCUCAUCCAACUCUAAUGGCACUUACUUUACACGAAAUAUCGAGCACACGAACGAGGACCUGGCUGGCUUGGUCGAUUUCGAGGAAGUCACGGGUAUUCAGGGUAUAGUGAUCGUCAACACCGUCAAGAACUGGGAGGAGGCUGAGAAGUCUGACUCGAAUAAAAAGAAGCUUAUCAGCAGUAUCAGUUUUGACGAUGGGAGAACCUUCCAACCUCUAAAGGCUGAUAAAGACGAGUUACACCUGCAUUCGCUGACCACCUAUGACGCGCUGCACAAUAUGCCCCUACCAGAUCACCGAAUGUUCUCAAGCCCGGCUCCAGGAUUGGUCAUGGGUGUCGGUAACACUGGAGAUCAUCUCGAGGACUACUCCAAGGGUGAUCUCUAUGUUUCAGACAAUGCGGGUAUUACAUGGCGGCGCGCGCUCAAGGGCCCGCACCGGUACGAGUUUGGCGACCAGGGAGGCGUGAUCAUGGCCGCCUUGCAUGGCAGCGCGACGGACAAUGUCCAAUUCUCUAUCGACCAUGGGAAAGAGUGGGAGGCGAUUGAUCUCAAGCAGAAGAUCAAACCUCUAUACCUGAUCUCGACGCCUGAUUCGACCAGCCUCAAGUUCCUGCUUGUUGGUAUUUCCGGCGAUGACACCAAAGUCCUCAUGUUUUUUAUUGACUUCGAUGGCCUCCAUGAGCGCCAGUGUGAAUCUGGAGACCUUGAAGAGUGGACUGCUCGUUUAAAUGAAAAGGGCGAGCCUGAUUGUCUGAUGGGUCAAAAACAGUUCUUCCAACGUCGCAAGGCAAAUGCGGAUUGCUUCAUCAAGAAGGAGUUUGCCAUCAGCCCCCCUGAAUUCAAAGCCUGCAAGUGUUCCGCUGAAGAUUUUGAAUGCGACUACAACUUUGUUCGCAGCGAAGACCGCAAGGAGUGUGUACCGGCUGUCCCAAUGACACCACCGGCUGGCAAGUGCACUGAGCCUAGUGACAAGUACAUGGGCCCCUCAGGAUGGCGACUCAUCCCCGGUAACAAGUGCAUCCGCGAAGGCGGCGAGGAUCUCGAGCGCGAGGUUGAGCGCUCCUGCGGGAAUAAUGUUACAGCGCCUUCUCCCAUCGUUGAUGGCAAACCUCGCGCGGAAAAGCCACAGAUCAUUUCUGCCACGGAGACAAACUACUUCUAUCUCGAACGACAGGCCAGUAACAACGGCGUUGAUGAAACUAUUAUGAUGCUCACGAACAAAAACGAGCUGCAUAUCUCGCGCGACCAUGGCCGGAACUGGAAGCAAAUCCACGCGGAUGAGAAGUUUACAGGAAUGUUUCAGCAUCCUUACUUUACUGAUGCGGCUUUCUUCCUCACAGACAGCAAGAAAGUGUACUACACUAUCAAUCAUGGUGAUUCUUUCCACUUCUUUGAAGCUCCCAGUUUGCCUACCAAGGAGGAGCACAUCCGCCCAUUGGCUUUCCAUGAGAAGUUCCAGGAUUCGCUUAUCUGGAUUGGUCACAAGGACUGCGAUAGUGAUGGGAAGAACUGUCGCUCGCAAGCUUACGUCACCGACAAGCGAGGCGCUAGUUGGGACCCGAUGCUUAUUGGAGUCGACGGUUGUAACUUUGGAUAUCACGAGGGUCGCAACAACAGUGAAAAAUUGGUGAUUUGCGAGCAGUAUAAAGAUGAGGAAAGGAACAAUAAGCGGCAGCUGGUUAUCAGUGAUGAUUAUUUCUCAACCAUGGACGUUAAGUUCGAUAACAUCGCUCGUUCCGCUACUAGGAACUCUUUUGUCAUCGUCGCCUGGUACGAAGGAGACCAGAACGAAUACCUGAAUGCUAGCGUUAGCGUCGACGGUCGCACUUACGCCAACGCAGAAUUCCCUUUCAACAUUAAGGUCCCUCAGUAUACCGUCCUACCUAGCUCUCCGCAUGCAUUGUUCCUCCUUGUGAAGGUGGGCGGAGGAAAGGAAGGCAGUUUCGGCUCCCUGGUCAAAAGUAACAGCAACGGUACCUACUUCGUUCAGAGUCUCGAGGGACUCAACGUCAAUGACCGCGGCUACACGGACUACGAUGAGUUGAAAGGCCUCGAGGGUGUGGCUAUUGCCAAUGUGGUUUCGAAUCGGGAAGAAGUGCAAAGCAAGGGCGCGGCCAAGAAGCUGCGCACUAUGAUCACCCACAAUGACGGUGGUCAGUGGAUGCUUCUGGCUCCCCCGUCUCACGAUGUCGAUGGCAAGAACUUCGGCUGCUCCGUUACGGAGAGCCAGGGCACUGAGAAAUGCGCUCUCCAUUUCCACGGCUAUACCGAACGCCGCGAUCCCCGUGACACCCUCUACUCAGGCUCCGCCAUCGGUCUGAUGCUCGCGCUCGGCAACGUCGGUGAGCAUCUUACCAGCGUAACCGAUGCCGACACAUACCUCACCAGGGAUGGCGGCAUCACCUGGAUUCAAGUCAAGAAGGGACAGUACAUGUGGGAAUUCGGUGCUGCAGGCUCGAUAAUCGUGCUCGUCAGCGACCGGAAGCCAACCAAGGUUGUACACUACACUCUCGACGAGGGCAUAAGCUGGCACGAGUUCCAGUUCGCCGAAAAGGAAAUGGUCGUCGACGAUAUCUCGACUGUGCCAUCAGACACAUCGAAGAACUUCCUGCUUUGGAGCAUGGACGGCGGCAAGCGUGUUACCAUUACGCUCGACUUCAGUGGUAUCUGGAGCCGCGACUGUAACGACGAUGAGAACGACUACUACAACUGGUCCCCCUCUCAUCCAUUCCAGGAAGAGAACUGUCUCUUUGGCCAUGUCGAGGAGUACCACCGCAAGAAACCUGCCGCUGAGUGUUGGAAUUCCUGGCGUGAGCCACACCUCCACAGCAUUGGUCGGAACUGCACUUGCACCCGUGCUGAUUUCGAAUGCGACUACAACUACGAAAUCCAAAAAGACGGCAGCUGCGGUCUCGUCCCGGGCCUCCAACCCCAAGACCACAUCACACAAUGCAACCAAGACCCCGACAUGGUCGAAUACUGGGAACCAACCGGCUACCGUCGAAUCCCGCAAACUACCUGCCAAGGCGGCCUCGUAUUAGACCAAGACGUCUCAAGAGCCUGCCCGAACAAAGAAGAAGAAUAUCAGAAGAAACACGGUAUCAGCGGAGUCGGUCUAUUCUUCGCAAUCGUGACACCCAUUGUGGCUGCCAUCGCCGUCGGCUGGUACGUGUACACGCACUGGGACGGCAAAUUCGGCCAGAUCCGACUGGGUGAGGGCGGGGCCGCUUCAUCGCAGAGCUGGUUAUCUAGGGACUCGCUGCUAGUCGCGGUGCCUGUGGCGAUUAUCGCGGGCAUUGUUGCGGUUGCGCAGUCUCUUCCGUUACUUGCUAGGAGUUUGGCGCGGGGCACGUCUGGUUUGCUCGGAAGGGGGAGAUCGCAGAGACCUUAUUCUACACGUGGCUCGUUUGCGGCGAGAAGGGGGGAGUAUUCUUCUGUUGUUGAUGAUGAAGAUGAGUUGCUUGGAAUUGAUGAAUUUGAUGAUGAAGAGGAGCAGGCCUAG
Molecule: messenger RNA, 4479 nt
Organism: Penicillium vulpinum
Lineage: Eukaryota; Fungi; Ascomycota; Eurotiomycetes; Eurotiales; Aspergillaceae
Product: vacuolar protein sorting/targeting protein 10
Exons: 2
Coding region: 1-4479 (1492 amino acids)
Biological process (GO): protein targeting to vacuole; Golgi to vacuole transport; Golgi to endosome transport
Cellular component (GO): membrane; Golgi apparatus
Source: RefSeq, a predicted model, not a curated record